AUGUCGGCACUCUUUAGCAUAGAUUCUUUGUUCAGGGCUCUUAUAUUGGCUAUAUGUACUGCAACAUAUUUGAAGCAGCAUUUUCCAUCUCUUGUAUCAAAGAACAAAAAGGGCUUCUAUUCUGUCUUUCACAAGCUUUCUGUUGUUGGAGAAAGGCUUUCCCCCUUUGUAGCAUUGUCUUGUAUCUUUCUAGGAAUCGGAAAGAUCACUUCCAUAUUUCUCUAA
This is a messenger RNA of Encephalitozoon romaleae SJ-2008, 225 nucleotides long. RefSeq lists its product as hypothetical. Lineage: Eukaryota; Fungi; Microsporidia; Unikaryonidae. The transcript has a single exon. The coding region runs from base 1 to 225 and encodes 74 amino acids. The record is from RefSeq and is a predicted model, not a curated record. Gene Ontology annotation, biological process: intracellular transport; protein secretion.